Messenger RNA from Histoplasma capsulatum G186AR, 405 nucleotides. RefSeq lists its product as uncharacterized. The transcript has 3 exons. Lineage: Eukaryota; Fungi; Ascomycota; Eurotiomycetes; Onygenales; Ajellomycetaceae. The record is from RefSeq and is a predicted model, not a curated record. Bases 1 to 405 code for a protein of 134 amino acids.
AUGGCCUCCAUAGAGUUGUACUGGGUUGACACGAUCCUAGGAGUAAGAGCACAAUCGUUCCUAGAUCGAUGUGGUUGGUGGGAUUUCUCAUUCAUUCUGUGUUUCUCAGGCCGCUGGUUUAGAAGGCAUUUAAAUGUUGACAUUGGACCGGCAUUUAAAGCCAGCUUAAAUAAGAAUGGCACGGAAAAUGGUUUCACAAAAACGAAACUACGUUCUAUUCUUGUUGUCAUAUCGUAUGGACAUACAAUAUUUGCUGAUGUCAAUCUGCUUGGUCAAUUCGAUAAGAACCCUGGGAGUGUUCAUAAGGCUCUGUCUACUCGAUCGGGUUUUGGACCCGCCAUCACGGUUGAGGUAGAGGGACAGACGGUCCAGAGCAGUGAUAACAUGAUAGUAGAAUGCGGCUAA